This is a messenger RNA of Fusarium coffeatum, 2088 nucleotides long. RefSeq lists its product as uncharacterized. Gene Ontology annotation, molecular function: poly(A) RNA polymerase activity; mRNA binding. The transcript is spliced from 3 exons. NCBI's taxonomy places the organism in Eukaryota, Fungi, Ascomycota, Sordariomycetes, Hypocreales, Nectriaceae. Gene Ontology annotation, biological process: RNA 3'-end processing. Bases 1 to 2088 code for a protein of 695 amino acids. The record is from RefSeq and is a predicted model, not a curated record. Gene Ontology annotation, cellular component: nucleolus; TRAMP complex.
AUGCGCAACAAGCAAAACAGGCCGCGAGGUAACUCGCGCCCCAGAAACGAUAAUAAAGAUCGUUAUCGAGACUCGGACUCGUAUCGACCUGGAGACAGGCAUGAUCUCCCACCGAGACCGCCGCCGGGGCGCGAUGACUUUCGAUUUGGUGGUGGAGGAGGAGACUCGUAUCGUCCGCGUCCACCACAGGGUGAUUUCACGUUUCGGAUGGAUAAGCCUCCUGGGAUGCCUGAAUAUCCUGGCGAUUAUCGUGGCCCGCCGUCUGAUAGAAGAGGACCUAGACGCGAUGGUGGUAGAGGACGAGGUCGAGGCAGAGGUGGCAGGAGAUGGCAACCCCCGCCUCACCCCUCCGAGCGCGCACUUGUAUCCGGCGCGACACAGAAUCUGCCCGAGGAGCGAUUAGGUGAGGAUGGUAUCGCCAAGUUCCGCGAUCUAGACCAGAUAUCCGAUGAUGACGAGCUUGAUAUGGACAUCUCUGAUUCAUCCGAGACCGAGGGUCCGUCAAAGAAGCGUGCCAGAACCGUGAGGGAUGAUGCAUCUGGCGAUACUGCGCCCAAGUGGUCUAACCCAGACCCCUACACAGCCCUGCCUUGCCCGGAUGACACUACGCGAAAGAAGAUGGAUAUGGUUCAGUUCAUCCGAAAGGCGCGUGUUGAAGAGGAGAAGAAGAACAAGCCCGCCGCUACUACCGAAGCUGAAGACUUCAUCUCUUUCGACCUUACCGAAGAUGAAGAGAGCGAGGAAGAACAGGAAGCGCCACCACCCCCUCCCCGCGAUCCCCCGCCUACUAUCGCACAGCCGCCGCCGCCUCCCCCGAACGCGCCCUCUGGUCCCAGAGCCGAUCUCGAAAAGCCACGGUCGGCCGUCAAUGAAGCGCAAGAGGCUCGACGAGCCGCCAAUGACGCUCUUGGCUCGCGCAAACGAACUGCAGACGACGUCAUCAAGCCCCCGGAUUAUGGACAAUUGAAGAAGGCCACCACAAAGCCAUCCAAGGGUUCGUUAUUACCCAGCUGGGCACCGAAGGUCAAGGAGGAUCCUUGUCCUUGGGAUAUGUAUGAUCAUUCGGCUACUACUAACAUGGCAUUUCGUCUACACAAGGAGAUCAUGGACUUUUACGAAUACGUCCGACCCCGCGACUUCGAACAGCGCAUCCGCGACAACCUCGUCGAAAACCUUCGUAAGGCGAUGCGACGCGACGGCCGAAACUUUGCCAGCGCACAAGUCCAUCCCUUCGGUUCCUUCAUGUCCGGCCUUUAUCUUCCCACCGCAGACAUGGACCUCGUCGUCUGCUCAGCUAGCUUCAUGCGCGGCGGUCCCCCGACGUACCUCUCCGCCAAGAGCUGGUUGUAUAAGUUCCAGAAGUUCCUGGUGUCGCAACAAGUAGCCGAACAGCACUCUAUCGAGGUUAUCGCCCACGCUAGAAUCCCGUUGGUCAAGUUUGUUGACAAGCAGACCGGUCUCAAGGUCGAUGUCUCAUUUGAGAACUUGGGUGGUGUUGGAGCCAUUGAUACCUUUUUGCAGUGGAAGGAGCAGUAUCCUGCUAUGCCUAUCCUUGUGACUGUGAUUAAGCACUUCCUUCUCAUGCGUGGAUUGAAUGAACCUGUGAAUGGUGGUAUCGGUGGCUUCUCGGUUAUUUGCUUGGUCGUCAGCAUGUUACAGCUUAUGCCACAGGUCCAGAGUCGAAGUCUUAUUCCUGAACAUCAUCUUGGCGAGAUGCUUCUUGAGUUCUUUGAACUUUACGGUUACGAUUUCCACCAUGAGAAGAACGCUAUCUCUCUAACCAGACCAGUCGGAUACAUUCGCAAAUCGCACGUCAACAGCUUGACAUACAAGAACUACGAUCGUCUCUCCAUCAUCGACCCCAACAACCCUGCCAACGAUAUCUCAGGUGGUUCGGCCAACACACCAGCCAUCUUGUCCCGCUUCAGGGAAGCCUUCGAACUGCUACGUGACAGGAUGAGUGACAUCUCACGUAACCCCAACAAGGGUAAUAUCCUCGAGGUGAUUCUCCAGGGCGACUACUCGUCGUUUAGAAUGCAGCGGGAUUUCAUUCGUCAUGUGCACGAGCAGCACAUCGGUCCCUGCUAA